This is a messenger RNA of Onthophagus taurus, 1210 nucleotides long. It is a transcript of the gene ATP6AP2, whose product is annotated as ATPase H(+)-transporting accessory protein 2. Gene Ontology annotation, cellular component: external side of plasma membrane; membrane. Gene Ontology annotation, molecular function: signaling receptor activity. The record is from RefSeq and is a predicted model, not a curated record. Lineage: Eukaryota; Metazoa; Arthropoda; Insecta; Coleoptera; Scarabaeidae. Gene Ontology annotation, biological process: positive regulation of Wnt signaling pathway.
AUUUCACAAAGUCAUAUGAUUGCCAUUCUAAGUCACAAGUUUUAAGAGUUGGGGCUACUUUUUGAUUAAAAUGUAUAAAAUAUGUGUGUAUGUUUGUGCAUUAAUAGUUCUGGUAAAUUCAUCUGGUGAAUUUACCAUUUUACACCACCCGAAAAGCUUAGAAUUUAAAGGACACGAUUCAUUAAAACAAAGCCUUUUACCGGAGGUGUUUUCUACUUCUUUGGGAUUAACAACAGAGAAGGAGUCAAACUGGCAAGGAUUAUAUUUAUCAGAUCCUUUUAAUUUAGCUGAAAAUAUCUUCUCCAUUACCAUCGAUGGAGUUUCAACACUUGAUUUAAAUAAAGGCCAUUUUUAUCCCCUUAUUACCGAUGUAGAUGAAAACGAAGUCUUCUCUACUUUACAAAAUCGAAUUUUAGAUCACAAUCCAAAAGACGGUAAUCGUUUAUUAAGAGUCGAUUUAUCUCAAGAUGAUACAAGCUCUGUUUAUGAAUUAUUUAAAAAUAAAAUUAAAACUCAAAAUGUUCAAUAUAAAUAUUUAAACACUGAUUUGGAGGAAGAUCGUAAAUUUGUUGAGGAAUUCCAAGUGUUAAAAGCUGUUGCUGAUGCUUUAGAACUUGGUACUGUUCAAAGAGAAGCUUUACCAAAAGUACUUUGGCUUAAAUUGGGAUCUUUACAUGCUUUAUCUGAUGUUUAUGGUAAAAACUCUACGGUUGUUCAAGAAGCUAAACAACUUUUAAGUGAAACUUUCCUUACGAUUAAUCAAUCAUUGCAAAAAAUGUUUUCUGGAAGAGUUCUUAUCACCAUUAUUACCAGCGAUGCUAGUCAUACAAGAAGGUUUAAACGAGAUGCCACCCCAUCCGAUUUGAAUUUAGCAAAAACUUACAGCGAUGAUUAUCCAGUUAUUUUCAAUAUAAUUUUAUGGUUUUGUGUUGUUUUCUUUUUUGCUUUACUCGCCAUCUCUAUGUAUAUUGCUGAUAUGGACCCUGGUCGUGAUUCGAUUAUUUAUCGUAUGACCAGUACACGUAUGAAGAAAGAUAAUUAAAUUAAUUAUUAAACACAAAUAAUUAUAAUAUAAAAGGAAUUUAGUCGUAAUAGUAUUAAAGGUAAUGUUGUAAAUUUUUUCUUUCUUUUAUUGUUAUGUAUAGAUGAUGUAUUUGUGAGACAUUCCUGAGUGUAAAUAAAUUGAAAAUAAAGUUAAAAUAUUUUUUAA